Messenger RNA from Hevea brasiliensis (rubber tree), 3160 nucleotides. RefSeq names its product disease resistance-like protein DSC1. Gene Ontology annotation, biological process: defense response; signal transduction. Bases 278 to 2320 code for a protein of 680 amino acids. The record is from RefSeq and is a predicted model, not a curated record. Lineage: Eukaryota; Viridiplantae; Streptophyta; Magnoliopsida; Malpighiales; Euphorbiaceae. The transcript is spliced from 8 exons.
UGGGCUGGAUUUUCUAGUCUCCAGCAGAGAUAAGAAAUACGGGGAAGGAGAAGAAGCGAGAGGAGAGAAAAGAAGAAGAAAGAAAAGAAAGAGAGAAGGAAAGAAGAAGAGGAAAAGAAAGAGAGAAAGGGAAGUUCUGAACUUCAUUUGCAUGGAGAAUCAACCAAAUUUUUGGCAGAAAAUGAGAGGUUAUGAUCAUGUAGAUGUUUAUGAGCAUUCUUAAUUCCUGGAUCAUUCUCAAAUAAGUAGAACUUGGGUGUGACAACAGCCUUCUACCAUGGCUUCUACUUCUUCUACUCCUCCCGAUCAGUGGAAGACAUGGGAUGCUUUCAUUAGUUUUAGAGGCAAAGAUAUCCGUCAGGGUUUUCUCUCCCAUCUCUUUAAAGCUUUGUUGGGAAAACAAAUCAAUGCCUUCUUGGAUGAAAACCUUGAAAAAGGAGAAGAGAUCUCAAGUUCUCUACUGGAAACAAUUGAAGAUUCAUACGUUUCAGUAGUGGUUUUCUCUGAAAAUUAUGCAGAUUCCCCAUGGUGCUUGGAUGAGCUUGUAAAGAUAUUUCAAUGCAUGAAAACAUCAGGACAAAUAGUCCUACCAGUUUUUUAUCGUGUAGAUCCAACUGAUGUUCAAGAGCUGAGAGGGAAUUUUGGAGAGGCGUUUAGUAAGCAUAAAAAAGAAGUAAAAAUUUUGGAAGGAUGGCGCCAUGCCUUGAUAGAAAUAAGCAACUUAGCGGGAUGGGACUCACGCAACAUCAGGGAACUGAAAAUGUUGAAGGCAUAUCACUUAACAUGUAUGAGUCGAGGACAAUUGCAGCUUCCUAGCGGCCUUGAAUUUCUACCAGAAGGGCUAAGAUAUCUUCACUGGGAUAGAUACCCUUUGAAUUAUUUGCCAUUGAAGAGUUGCACAAAAUAUCUUGUAGAACUCCACAUGCCCAGGAGCAACCUCACAGAUCUUUGGAAUGGAGAUGAGGCUCUUGGAAAUUUGAAAUUUUUAGACCUCAGUAACUCUUUGGAGCUGACCAGAGUUCCAGACUUGUCUAGCGUCCCAAAUCUUGAGGUUUUACGUUUGAGCGAAUGUAGAAGCUUGAUUGAGAUUCCUAGCAGCAUUGGCGAGUUAAAAUGUCUGAAAGAACUUAAUCUAAUGGGAUGCUCAAAACUACUUAGUAUUCCCCAAAGCAUCUGCAAUCUGAAAUCUCUUACACUCCUUAGUAUGUCAGAUUGUUUGAAUGUCACUGAAUUGCCAGAGAACAUAGGGGAUUUACAAUAUCUAGAGACCCUUCAUAUACUUGACAGUGGAAUAAAAGCGUUGCCAUCAUCCAUCAAUCAAUUGGAAAAUUUGGUUUCCUUAAAGUGUAAAGGCUGCAAAGGUUUGACAUUGCCUCCGUUGACAGGUUUGUCGAGUUUACAGGAAAUGGAAUUAAUGUACUGUGGCAUAUUAGAAAUUCCCGAGAGUCUUGGGUUUUUAGUGUCAUUGAGAUCCUUAUUUUUAAUUGAAAAUAAUUUUGAGAGCAUACCGGUAAGCAUUAAACAACUAUCUAAGUUGAAAAUUUUUUACUUGCUUGGUUGCAAGAGACUCAAAUGUUUACCAGAGCUUCCAUCAUGCUUAGAACAGUUGCUUGUACGGUGUUGCACAUCUUUGGAAUCUGCAUCAACUUCAUUCCUUUUCCCAGAACAGGAAGACGAAGAUAGAAUCGAAAAUAUUCUUGAGUUUACUGAUUGCAUCAAUUUGGAUAAGGAGAAAGUAAUGGAGAAUGUAUUGGAAACGCAUCUGUUGAAACACAAGAUUGUUCGUUUGUGUAUUACGGGGGAUGAAGUGCCUCGAAGGAUGAGAUAUAAGAACCAGAGUGGAUCUUCUCUUUCAUUCACACUAGAUAAGCCAAACUUGAUUGGUGUUUCUUUAUGCCUUGUUUUUGAUCCCAAAAAUCAUUAUGGUUAUCAUGUUAGGUUUAUUUGCGGAGCCCAAUUCAUUGAUAAAUCUAGACACAAAAUAAAAAUUGCCAAGUUCAGUUUUCGUUAUGCUUGGAUGACUAAUCUGUUAGAAUCAGAACAUGUGUACCUUUGGAAUGAACUGUUCGACAUGGAAGACAGUUUUGUUGAGGCCUCAUUUCACUUCUUCAUUGAACAUUUUUCACUCAAGCCACAACAUAAUUUCGAGGCUAUAAUUAAGUGUGGGGUACUUCCUAUAUUUCGAGACGAUUGCCUUCACAGAGAUAAAAAGAGAAGCAGAAAUCAAGAAGAUGAGGAAGACGAACCUUAUUCUCUUCAAAGAUUGAAACAAGGCCAAAAACCUUGCAACAGCACUACCACCACAACAGAGUCUUAUUAAGUGUUUAAAGGUUAGAAAUUAAACAAUAUCUUUUGUUCCAUAUUCUAUUUAGGCAACCUGAAUUUUGCCAAAUUACUCUAUCCAGUGUUCACUCAUAUUGAUGGGUAUUAUUGCUAAACUACUAUAUUAUGUUGCCUUACUCUCUUAUUUUUAUUAUUGAAUUUCAUUUAUACAUGAUCUUUCCACAUGAAUUUCAUUAAGUGUUUAAAGGUUAGACAUUAAACAGUAUCUUCUGUUAGACAUUUAAUAAUAAAAUUUAUCUCUUAAAUUUAAAAUACCAUAAUAACCACUAAUAACUGCAACUUUGAUUCAACUUUGAAAUCAUGACACGUUCUUACUAUGAAAAUUCUUCAAUUAAAUUGCAUUUUUUAUUGAUUGGAGAACUCAUCACAAUCGGUCCUAUAGUGAUUUAAGAGUUCAAAUCAAUUAAGUUUCUUGUUUAUGCUGCUUGAUCUUGUCUUGUAGGUCUCCUCUUUGUUGCAGAUUCUGUACUUGGAGGCUUUUGUAUGCGACUUUUCUGCAGAAUUUUCUGUAGCUCUCGGCUUGGUUUUGCUGCUUUCUAAACCUUUGACUUUUCUUCUGCUGACAAUUGUUAUCCUGGACUUUUAUUUGUUGUCUUUUGUAAUGAAACUUUGGUACUGUCUUGUUAGUGUGUUUUAUACCUUUCUUUCUAUGUUUUUUCACUUAGCAUACCAUUGUUAGGUGUAGUGGGGAAGCCUAUCGGUUUGGUUUGGUUGGCAACUGAUACAUGCAUUUUGCAUAGUCAUUUAGGUUAGAUUUCAUGUCCAUUUCAUUUAUUUGUUAGUCGCUUUUAGCUAAUUUUAUUAGUUAUUUAGAUAA